CGUUCGUUCGUUUUUUUUUUUUUUUAAUUUUUCCUUCCCGUACAAGUCUGACUCAUUUGGCCAACGACCAGUUAAACUUCACCCGAAACUCCCGGCCCCCCACACGUGGAGUGGCGGUACCCCGUUGUCGUUAACGUUUAACCAAGUGCUGUGAUGUUUGUAUUCGUUGUGCGUUCCCUCUGUGUGACUUUUCGUGGUGUUCAUAUAGCUUAUGGAGUGCAACUAGCGGAGCAACAGAGCGAGACAACAAAUUAGGAGCGGGUGGCACGUCUCGCCUCCUCCACCUUACAGGAGACACCAUAAAUACUUCCGUUGCGCCCGGAGCUGAUCAGGUGAACAAGCAGUGUGAUUAGUAUCUCUAAGUGACUCUAGUUCAAGUACUUAAUGGGAAACUGGUACUUAGGCGCGUAAAGGAUUAAAGCUAGACCUUUUUCGCGAGUGCGCACACACGGAUCGAAAUGAAUAGAUCAGUUUUUGCAUCGUUGAAACCGAUGGGGGAAAAGUUUUAAUAGCAACAACCGUGGCCAUCUCGAAGGGGUGUAGCCUCUGGUGUCACGACUGUUCGGAUUAUAUUUAGCUAGUAGUACAGAACCUGAGCUCCAUCAUGAUGGAACGUAAGAAGAAACAUCAUAAGAAGAAAAAUGGCAAAGCAGGCCAUGGCAGUGGCAGUGGUGGAAAUAAUGGUGUUGGUGGAAGUGGUACGAAGAACGUUACCACAAACAAUAACAAAAACAACAAUGUUGCUGGAAACCAGCAACAACUACAGCAGAAUGCGAUUAAUAAUAAAAAUAACAAGAAGAAUAAUAAUGGCGAUGGUGGUAACCGUGGUGGGAAUAAAACGGUGACUACAACGCCGAUGAUGACGGCCGUGGCGGCUGCGACGACGACGACGACGAUUUCCCGUAAUGGUAGCAACAAGUCGCUGCUGCCUUCGCCGCCACCGCUACCGACCGGGAAUAACAAUGGCGAAGGAAAUGGCGGUGUUGUGCUGAUUAAGUGUAAGUCUGAUUUGCUUUGUUUGGAAAAAUGGUGUUUUUAG
Topomyia yanbarensis is the source of this 1039-nucleotide messenger RNA. Its product is annotated as probable serine/threonine-protein kinase ndrD. The transcript is spliced from 2 exons. NCBI's taxonomy places the organism in Eukaryota, Metazoa, Arthropoda, Insecta, Diptera, Culicidae. Bases 605 to 1039 code for a protein of 144 amino acids. The record is from RefSeq and is a predicted model, not a curated record.